Molecule: messenger RNA, 282 nt
Organism: Medioppia subpectinata
Lineage: Eukaryota; Metazoa; Arthropoda; Arachnida; Sarcoptiformes; Oppiidae
Source: the annotation of a GenBank genome assembly
AUGCAAACUCAAUGCGAAAGCGUGUGGAAGGGCUCACUUGAACCCACAUUAUAUCGGAAGCGCUUGAUAUGUAAGAGUCCGGGACAGUCACAGAGAGGCAAGAAGAGGCCCCCGAAGAACAUUAAACUCAUUGCUAUUCCCGGACAGAGAGUCGACGAGAGAGACAUAUUAGGCAAACAGAAGUCACUCAAAUAUCACCCCGGUUUCAAUGUGGCAUUGGAUCCGAAGAACAAGAACUUGUAUGCAUUGACUGCGGGGACAGUGUUUUACUCGAUUGAAAAG